Messenger RNA from Prorocentrum cordatum, 354 nucleotides. The record is from the annotation of a GenBank genome assembly. Lineage: Eukaryota; Dinophyceae; Prorocentrales; Prorocentraceae.
AUGUCGCCGGAGGAUCGCGCUGCGUCGCAAAUUCGUCGCCGACGUAUCGGCGACUUCGCCCCCUCCAAUCGGUCAUGCGUCGGCGACGUCGGCGCGGGGAAUGCGCGCUCAACGCCCAUGUUAUUCUGUGUGAUGAUCGGACCCCAGCUGGGAGGCCUAGAUGGAAGUGGGCGGGGACACUUCCGGCAGAACACACAUGCCUCCGAGCGCCCAGCUCCGGCGAAGGAGCCUGCGGGGAACCCCGGCAGCCCGCGACCUGCGCAGGCGGGGCGGCCGACGAGGAGGGGGAAAAGGAGAAACAAAAAGGAGGAGGAGGAAGAAGAGGAGGAGGAAGGGGAGGAGGAGGGGGACUGA